UUCUGCCUCCAACACGACCAGGAGGACACUUCUCUCUCUGCUGGCGAUGGCGCGGCUGUUGCUGCUCCGGGUUGUGGCUCUCCUUCUCGGACACCCGGGAAUCGCCCUCCUGAACCCGGCUCCCGCAGUCUCCUCCUCCUCCUCACACUCCUUGAGGUAUUUCUAUACUGCAGCAUCUGAAGAUAACAAAUCAUUCAUCAUUGUUGGAUAUGUGGAUGACCAGCGGAUCUGUCAGUAUGACAGCACCGUGAAAGAGAAACGUCCUUCUGUUCCCUGGAUGAGUAAGGUGGAGGAAGAGGAUCCCUCCUACUGGAAGGAUGAAUCCGAGGUGUCACGGAAUGCUGAAGUGUUUUUCAAAGAGAGUCUGGUGAUUGCAAGGAAUCGUUAUAACCAGAGUGGAGGGUUUCACACCCUGCAGCAGAUGUAUGGCUGUGACCUGAGGAAAGAUGGGAGCAAAGCAGGAUACCGACAGUAUGCCUACGAUGGGAAGGACUUCAUCAGCUUUGACAAGGAGACCCUCACCUGGACGGCAGCUGAUGUGGAGGCCCAGAUCACCAAGAGGACAUGGGAUGCUCAAUCAACACAGAACCAGUACCUGAAGGCCUACCUGGAGGAGGAGUGCAUUGAGUGGCUGGAGAAGUACCUGGAAUACGGGAAGGAGACACUGCUGAGGACAGAGACACCAGAAGUGAUGGUGACCCGGAAGGUAGACCACGAUGGGAUGGAGACCUUGAUCUGCCGGGUGGGGGGCUUCUACCCCAAGGAGAUUGACAUCGAGUGGACAAGGGAUGGGGAGGUCUGGACGCAGGAUGUCUUCCAUGGCCUGGUGUCCCCCAACUCGGAUGGGACUUACUACACCUGGCGGAGCAUCACGGUGGACCCCAAGGAGAGAGAACGCUACCAAUGCCACGUGGAGCACGAUGGACUUCUGAAACCUGUGGAUGUGGCCUGGGAGGAGCCUGCCUCCAACUUGGGACUCAUCAUCGAGUGUGUCGUAGUGGCUCUCCUCGCGAUAGCUUACAUUGCUGUGCUUGCUUUUCUUUUUAUCAUCGAAUAUGUCUUAUGGGCUCUCCUCGCGAUAGCUGCAAUUGCUGUGCUUGCUGUUUAUUUCACCUCCAAAUUGGUGCUCAUUGGGUGUGCCGUGGGGAUUCUCCUUCCGAUUACUGGGCUUGCUGUUUAUUUCCAACUGAUUUUGGAGAUUUUGGAAGACUUCCGAGGUUUACAAAAUUCAAACAAAAAAGUAUUGGCAAGUGACCAAAAAUUCAACAUUUCUGAGGAAGGAAGUGAUAAAAAAUCCAACACUUCUAAGGAAGAAAGCGAUGAAGGGUUCGCCAGCACUGAGGAAGCAAGUGAGAAAGAUUCCCAUAACUCUGAAGAAAGUACAUCAUUGUGUUCAUCUGGCAGUUCUGGCAGCACCGAAGCAGUGUAACUGGCGCUCCAUGCAGUCAUGUCGGUGGCCACAUGAUCUUGGAGGUGUCUACGGACAACGCUGGCUCUUCAGCUUAGAAAUGGAGAUGAACACCAGUUGGACACGACUGGACUUAAUGUCAG
Messenger RNA from Anolis carolinensis (green anole), 1551 nucleotides. Its product is annotated as major histocompatibility complex class I-related gene protein-like. Gene Ontology annotation, cellular component: external side of plasma membrane. The record is from RefSeq and is a predicted model, not a curated record. Gene Ontology annotation, biological process: immune response. Bases 47 to 1429 code for a protein of 460 amino acids. NCBI's taxonomy places the organism in Eukaryota, Metazoa, Chordata, Lepidosauria, Squamata, Anolidae. The transcript is spliced from 13 exons.